GUGAGCAGCGCCAGGUAGCGGCGCGACGGGAGCAGAAACGGCCGAGGGCGCCCCUUAAGGAACGGGAGCACGUGGGCCUGGGAGAAUGGCGCCGAAAAGCCAGACUCCAAACUGGGGACGAGGGCGGCCGCGGUGCCUGCCAAGAUCCUCAACACCGCCCUGCCCGACUCGCCCGGGAGAGAGCUCCUAAGCCGCACACGCACCUUCCGGGGAGGCGUGCGCGCGCGCGCGCGCGCGCAUGCGGAGGCAAGAACCGGAAGUUCUCCUGAGGACGGGCCUUCCCGCGAAAACCGCCGGCCGGAACUGCCAGGAGGUCCCGCCUCCGGGCGGAACUCCGGGUUGCCGGGCAACCGCGGUGGGAGACGCAGGCUGGCUCAGUGUUCUGUGGGGCAAGCCGAGUGUAGCUCCCACCUCCUGUCCUGGCAACUUCCUUUCCCGGCCGCCUUCCUUCUCGCCGCCUCUCCUUGCGUCGGGGAAUCCCUGCCCUUGGCAAUACGUACACCUCUCCGGCUCCCAAGACCGCUUAGCGCCCACCAGCUUGAAAGCCGGUAUUCACCCGAAGCGGAGCGACCUGGCCGCGGGCGUGGCCUCCACGCUGACCGACCGCACCUCCCUGGCCAUGGGCACCUACACCUACACCUACACCAGCCGGCCUCGGGCCCUGCCCUGCCAGCGCCGCCGUUACCGGGACCACCUGAUGCAGCUUUUAGAAGCCUUUUCUGUCACUCAGCCUGGGCAGCCUGAUCCUAUAGAGAUUCAGAGACAGCAACAGGCUAAGAGGAGGGCUCUUGCCAAAAAACGAGCUCAAGAACAGUUCAGACCACGAACACCCGAGCCCGUGGAAGGCAGAAAGCACGUGGAUGUGCAGACAGAAAUGUACCUUGAAGAAAUUGCUGACCGCAUAAUAGAAGUUGAUGUGGAAUGCCAAACAGAUGCAUUUUUGGACAGACCACCAACACCACUCUUUAUUCCUGCCAAAACUGGCAAAGAUGUGGCCACCCAAAUACUAGAAGGAGAGCUCUUUGACUUUGAUCUUGAAGUUAAACCAAUGUUAGAAGUCCUGGUGGGAAAGACCAUUGAGCAGUCUCUUUUGGAAGUAAUGGAAGAAGAAGAGUUGGCUAACCUGCGGGCCAGUCAGUAUGCAUACGAAGAGUUACGCAACGUCGAACUUGCUGAAGUCCAGCGACUUGCAGAGCAAGAGAAACGACACAGAGAGGAAAAAGAGCGCCGGAAGCGACAGCAGUGGGAGGUGGUGUACAAACACAGCGAGACGGCGCAGAAAGUGGCGGCGCGCGUGUUCGCCCAGCGGUACCUGGCCGACCUUCUCCCCUCGGUGUUCGACAGCCUCCGGGACGGCGGCUACUUCUACGACCCCAUUGAAAGAGAUAUUGAAAUAGGAUUCCUUCCAUGGCUAAUGAAUGAAGUUGACAAAACCAUGGAAUACAGUAUGGUGGGAAGAACAGUGCUUGACAUGUUGAUUCGUGAGGUGGUUGAGAAGAGACUGGCUGCGUAUGAGCAGAGGGACGACCAGCCCCCGGCCGGGAAGCCUAAGGACGAGCUCGGGGGGUCCGGGAGGACGACAGAACCACCAGUGGGUUAUGAACUCCAGGAACAAAGCACAGCACAGCCACAGAGGCCACUUCUGGGAAGAGACUCCCUGCAAAGAACACCAGAUGAUGGAAGGUAUAUGGAGAGUGUGUUAGCCCAAGAAACGAAGCUCAUGGAAGAAGGAGAGUAUGAGCAAACAAAAAUAAGGAAAACCUCGGGGACAGAAGUGCUACAACCAAGGGCAGACUUCCAGCCAUGAAACCAAUCAACGGCCAGUCAGCAUUGCAAGCAAUCAGGUAAUGGUGCGCAGGCCCCCUCAGGUUAUGGAAAUUAUGUUGCAUUUACUCAACAUGUCUUUUUGUCUACUGGAUUGGACAAAUCAAAUAUGUUGAAAUAAUAAAACUAAUUAAAAUGAAA
Messenger RNA from Panthera uncia (snow leopard), 1965 nucleotides. RefSeq names its product radial spoke head 3 (gene RSPH3). The record is from RefSeq and is a predicted model, not a curated record. The transcript is spliced from 7 exons. Bases 239 to 1807 code for a protein of 522 amino acids. NCBI's taxonomy places the organism in Eukaryota, Metazoa, Chordata, Mammalia, Carnivora, Felidae. Gene Ontology annotation, cellular component: cilium.